UCAGAAUUUCCUUUGACAGUAGCUUUCGAGAAACAAGAUGGCUGAGUAUAACUAAAACACAAUCAAUCUUACUAGUGAAAAGAAUGGAACAUAAUUGCGUAAAAUCUUUCAAAUUUGCGAAAAAUUUCAAGUUUUACAACUCAGAAUUGUGGUUGCCGAACAAAUUGAUGUGUCAGUGCGGUGGUAAUUAUAGAAUUGUUGGUUUGAAGGACUCUCAUCGCUUACGCCAGCUUUGCGCGAGAAAAAUUACCCCCUGGAAGAAGAACAAUAGUAGGAAAAUCAAGUUUACUCUGUUCGAUGACGAAGGUCGCUCCAAUAAUGAUGAUUGUUAUGAUGACGACAAUGAUUUCAUUCUAACGAAAUGUCGAAUCGCUUGCAAGAACUUUUGAUGCGAACGCUGUUGAAGCCCCUUAAUAAAUAGUAGAUUGAUGUAAAUUUCACAUAGAUAGUGGCAUCAUUAAGUGUAUAUAGAAUCUAAUCGCGUAAAAGCUGGAACUCCAGCAUGCUUUCCAAUUGGAACACGAACAGGCUGAGGACGGCAGGUAUGGAGUCAAUUCUUGAGAAGGAUUACCCUCAGAGUGAUCUGCUUCUGUCCAAGGACAAAGAAGUUUCCUCGAGUCAAAGUUUCAACUCCACAGUCCUCAGAGGAAUGUUUGGAACAGCACUUCAAAAAUUGUCUGCAGCGCUGGCCAGUAUAUUCAUACCUCCUGAAACACAAACCAAAUCAAUGGAGAAUAAAAAAUCGUUUACUGUCCCCGAUAUAUCCGUCGAUAUUAACAUUAAUACCCCGAUCUUCGAAGCUGUGCAAGGGAAAGCAAAACUUACGAUUCCUGAAGAUGUUGUAGAUUGUGAUGAACCCAUCUCCUUACCAUUUGAAGACUGUUUUUUCGUUCCACCUGUCGAUCACAAUCCGGAUAAAAGUAUGCAUUGCAGUAAACGGUAUAAUACGGCGCGUCCAGGAAGGAUACACAAUAAUGUGGCUCAGGACAAAAGUUUUGCCAAUAUGGACAAAAACAACUGCAAUCUAACGAAGAAAGUAUCAAACUGGACACCACUUCACCUGUAUAAUAAGACAAAAGCAUGUAACAAAAAUCGUAAAGUAAAAAAUCGACAAACCCUGCAGACAAAUAUAACGGAAGACCUGUGGCAAAUCGCAGACGAUUAUGAAUCAGGUUCCGAUUGCGAAAAUUACAGUACGCCAAGUCUAGGCUGUUCGGUUUCGUUUUCAUCUUCGAGUGUGAGAAGUUCCAUCGACCUAUCUGAAUCGUCCUUCCCUUCCAUUAGCUCGUCAUUUCCGAUGGCUCCCAUUUACACGGAUUUACCCAGACGUUCCUCGCAAUCCUGCAAUAGUGAAGACAGCUUCGUUAUGGUAUUCGAUAUGACAACUCCAUUGUCCAGAAUUGAUAUCUGUUCUGCAAGCGCCAUAAAUCCUCCAGUGCUAGCUAACCGGCAGCGGUGUCGUCAGAUAUCCGAAUGCAGCGACGACGGUAUCGUGUUCUGUUACGAGGAUGAAGAGAACGAUAUUGUGCCACAGACUGAAUUCGAUUUUGACGAUGAAGACGAUUCUGAAGAAGAUGAAACAGAUAGCAGCUGUGCGGAGGAUAGUGAAGCCACCGUGUCCCAUCAACCAGAUUCUGGAUUUGAGGAAAAAAAGGUGCAAUUCAAUCUGAAACCAGAAGUGCACGUGAUGAGAACCUGGGAUUUCGCAUACCGCCAGGCGAGGAAGGGCGAAUGGGAAAUAGCUGCCAGGGAUCGAGAGCGUUUCAAAAAUAGAAUCCAUGAAACAGGAAAAGUGCUCAGCACUGUGUUCGAUAAAAAUUUGCGUGAUAAAGUUUAUAAGGAAAGAUUUAGCGGCUAAUGUAAAUAUAGGCGAUGUGUAUUUCUAUUUCUUCGAAACAUAUGGGAUCCUUGUAAAUUUCUAUUGGUAAAAUGCUAUGCAAAUUUUCUGGCUCCUGGCAUCCGAUGACUAUUAGCAGAGUAAUGUAAAAAUAUUAAGCUACAGACAGUGGUUGAACUACAUUCUCCCUUAUUAGAUAUGGUCUUGAGCUCAAUGUAAAUGUUGGCUACUGUGAUUGAUUAUUUUCCAGAUAAUUAGUUAAUCUUAUCUCUUUUAUUCGAUGGUCACCCUCAUAUCGACUAAAAGAAUAUUUAUUGUAUUAAGAAACAGAAAAAAAUAAAUGAAAAAUAAACAUCCAGGUACUAAUAAUAUUGUUUAUGUUGUUUUUAAAUU
Aedes aegypti (yellow fever mosquito) is the source of this 2230-nucleotide messenger RNA. RefSeq lists its product as uncharacterized. Gene Ontology annotation, biological process: response to endoplasmic reticulum stress. Gene Ontology annotation, cellular component: protein phosphatase type 1 complex; endoplasmic reticulum. The coding region runs from base 503 to 1858 and encodes 451 amino acids. The record is from RefSeq and is a predicted model, not a curated record. Lineage: Eukaryota; Metazoa; Arthropoda; Insecta; Diptera; Culicidae. Gene Ontology annotation, molecular function: protein phosphatase regulator activity. The transcript is spliced from 2 exons.